Messenger RNA from Myotis daubentonii (Daubenton's bat), 2334 nucleotides. It is a transcript of the gene PINLYP, whose product is annotated as phospholipase A2 inhibitor and LY6/PLAUR domain containing. Gene Ontology annotation, molecular function: phospholipase inhibitor activity. The record is from RefSeq and is a predicted model, not a curated record. Gene Ontology annotation, cellular component: extracellular region. Lineage: Eukaryota; Metazoa; Chordata; Mammalia; Chiroptera; Vespertilionidae.
UCUUACCUCAGCUCCUUCUCUCCCCGGGGUGAAGGUGGGUCCAGACCCGCCCCUCCUCGGCUUCCUAUAAGUACUGGGAACCUGGGGCUGCUGGGUCACACACCAUGAGGCCGUCCGUGACACCGAGAGCCUUCCUGCUGGCCUUCACGCUGCUGGGCACCCUGCUGGGUCUCGGGUGCCCGCUGAGCUGCGAGGUGUGCAGGGGCUCCGGGCCCACGUGCAGCGGGAAGAUAAAGACUUGCGAGGCCGGCAAGGACGCCUGCGUGGCCAUCGUGGGGGAGUCGAGCACCAAGGGCCACCACUCAGUGAACAGCUACAAGGCCUGCAUGAAGUUCAGCGACUGCUACUCUGGUUUCGUGUCCACCACCAUGGGCCCCAAGGACUACAUGGUGUCCAACACGCACUGCUGCCAGAGUGACGGCUGCAAUCAGGGCUCGGUGCCCCCUCCCCAGAACAACCGUACUGAGAAUGGCCUCCAGUGUCCCGCCUGCAUCGUACCCUUCCAGGAGACGUGCCCGGGGACCCAGGCAGCCCGCUGUGUCGGCCAGGAAACCCACUGCAUCUACUUCGCUGGCAAAGUGCAGGCUGGUAUCAUCAACACCAGGUUUGCCACUCGAGGCUGUGCCACAGAGAGUGCCUGCAAUACCAAGCCUGGCGCUGAGGUGCCCUCAGCCUCCUAUCUCUACUUCCUCCGCCGAGCAGACUGCCUUCCAGCCCCCCAGACCUCUGGCAGGGGCGAGUGAAGAACUGAGGAAGGGGUGGCUUGAGGUCCCCAUCUGUCCUCAGCCUGCAGCUCCGUGUGCUUACAAUUAAACAGAUUAACUGAGCAAGCCUGAGUCUUUGUAACAUGAUGCAUCGCAGGGCGGUGUGUUGUGGAGAGAGAGGGGGAAACCCUACUUUUAUUAAGGGGUUACUCCAUGCUGAGACCCUGUGCUAAAUGUUUUCCAUGCUGUACUUCAUUUCAUAACCACAGCAACACUACCAUUGACAUUAUUAUCCCCAUUUUACAGAUAAACAAACUGAGGCACAGAUUAGGGUGUCAUUUGCCUUGGGUCAACUCCUAGGGAGGAUCAGAGUUAUGAUCACUUCUGAGUAAGCUUGCCCUCUUUUUGCCUGUUUUCAUGUCGGCAAAAUGUGGAUAUUAAUAGUUAUAACCUCACAGAGUUGUAAGAGUGAAAUAAAAUAAUAAUAAUAAUAAUAAUAAUAAUAAUAACUAAAAAGAGCACUUAGUGCAGUGCCCAGCACCUUUCAGGCAGUGUUGCUUUUAGAGAUAAUAUGCCUGAGUAAGUAGCAAUCAUCAUAAUGGCUGCCACUUACUGAAUGGCCAUUAGUCUGCAGGUGCUAAACAUUGUCCUUGAUCAGGACAGGCUAGAUUAUGCUACAGUAACAAAGAAGCCCCUAAUUUUAUUGGCUUAAAACAACAAAGUGGUAUUAGUCAACUCAUGUGCGGGCAGGCUGUGUAACAAAGCAUCUCAAACCAGACAUAACAAUAAGCAUUCUUCUUUCUGGAGGGCUUGUGGGAGGCUGAGGUGGCUCUGCUCCUGGUCACGCUUCGGCUGAUUUGGCUCUAGUUUCGGGAGGAUUCAAGUUCUCCUCUUUGGGGUUCCACAAACCUCUGGGAUUAGUGGCUCCCUGGCAGGUCACAGGAGCACAAAAGCCAAGUGCACUGAACGCGCCUGCUGAGGUCAGGCCUGCUAACAUUUCACCAAAUAAAUCAUCCGGUCAAAGCCAACCUUCAGGGAGCAGGGAUGUGUCCUCCCCUCCAGUGGAAGGGAGAGGAAUGGUAUGUGUUGAACAAGCACCCACUCACAAGAGUUUGAUUCUUCCUUCACCUACGUGUUGUGUUUGGCACCACCCAUAGGUGUCCUGCUUAUCAUCCUAAGGCAGUCACCAACUUGAACACUGCCCAUCUCUGUGCACAGGCAAGUCUCACAUGGGUGGUUAAAUGCCGUGACUCAGAAGUGACUUGACACAGCUCUUCAGAUGGAGCUGGUCACAUGGCCCCACCAAACCCCGUGGGGGCCAGGAGUGCAACCCUAUCCUGCGACGUGGACAUGUUCCGUAGACAGCAUCAGUGGCCACUCUGGCCUCUUAGGGGCACUUUCUCAUCUUCGCGACUUCAUGUGAGAGGCACUAUUAUUCUCCUUCCUGUUUUCAGGAAAAGAAUUUGAGGCUCAGAGGGAUGUCACAUUGGAGUUCACAGAUAAAAAGUGGCAGAGCUUAAGAUUUUAUUUAAUUGGUCAUGUUGAGGGGGUAAAGAGACCACGUCACAGAGAGAAGGAACAAGCCUGUAUUAGCUAUCGUUUACUGUGUAAUAAACCAAUCUAAAAUUCA